Messenger RNA from Sceloporus undulatus (fence lizard), 3283 nucleotides. RefSeq names its product centrosomal protein 83 (gene CEP83). NCBI's taxonomy places the organism in Eukaryota, Metazoa, Chordata, Lepidosauria, Squamata, Phrynosomatidae. The coding region runs from base 531 to 2690 and encodes 719 amino acids. The record is from RefSeq and is a predicted model, not a curated record. Gene Ontology annotation, cellular component: centrosome. The transcript is spliced from 18 exons.
UCCCAGCGCCUCGCGCCACCCUGGGCCCUGCUCGCGCCUCUUCUCUUCCGCGUUCCCGUGAUGCUCUGGGGCCGCCGAAAACCUUGAGCCGAGGUGGGACUGUGCCUCAGGGAGAUCAUGGCAAGGUAGAGAGGACUCUACGGGUCCCGAGAGGGGUCAGGCGGAGGCGAGCGACGGCGAAAGGGCGGGGCGAGCGGGCUGAGGCGCCAUUUUUAAACAGCCCAGGACCUCAAGGUGGCAUACAUGACUCUCCUCUCCAUUUUUAUCCACACAACAGCUUUAUGAGGGUGACCAAGGUACUUCAGGAGAUGCCUGAGUUCUGAUCUCCAUUGAUUGCACUCCAUUCCCCUUUCUACAUAGGGAAAGGGUGAACCACAAGCUUGGCUAAAGGGUCCUGCUUCACCUCCCUUCUGAGCAGGUAAUUUGGCCUCUAGGGAUGCCCACAGGAGAGAAAGCAGUCUCUAUGACGGUGGUAGGCUUGUGCUGACAGCAUUUUUUCCUGAUUGUCAUCUCAUUAUCAUUCAGUCAGAAUGGAUACCUUGCCGAAUGUCCUUUCUCCAGUGGGUGGAAAUGCUGAUGUUGCUGGCUCACAGACAGAAGUACAAAAAUUGUUAAUUGAUGAAAGGAUACGAUGUGAACAUCAUAAAACUAAUUACCAAACACUGAAAGCGGAACAUACAAGGUUACUGGAUGAAUAUACAAAAUCACAAAAUGAACUCAAACAACUGUUGCACGAAAAACAAACUGUUCAUGAAAAAUUUCAGUUUCUACUUGCUGAACUCCGAGAGGAACUAUUGGGUAAAACUAGAGAAGUAGAGGAAUUAAAGAUGCAGGUAGUAACUCCACAAAAGCUUGAAUUAUUGAAAGCACAACUACAACAAGACUUAGAAACACCUAUGAGAGAGCGCUUUCGAAAGCUGGAUGACGAAGUAGAAAAAUACAGAACAGAAUAUAACAAACUUCGAUAUGAACAUACUUUCCUCAAAUCAGAGUUUGAGCAUCAGAGAGAAGAGCAUGCCCGUAUUUUAGAAGAGAAUAAAUUAAAAUAUGAAUCUGAGAUAGCAAGACUGGAUAAAGAUAAAGAAGAAUUGCGUAAUCAGCUCCUUAGUGUUGAUCCUACAAGAGAUAACAAACGUGUGGAAUCUCUACUAAGAGAGAAGACGCAGCUGCUACAGAAACUAAAAGGAUUAGAAGCUGAAGUAGCAGAAAUUAGAGCCCAGAGAGAGAAUUCUGGUAUCCAAGCAGACAAUGUUCAGAGAUUGCAGGCGCGUCAGCUAUCUGAGAUGCAAGGAACGAUAAGAACCCUUGAGGCAGAAAAACAAUCUGUUAAGCUGCUUCUUGAGCGUGUUGAAAAGGAACUGCAGAUGAGCAAUGAGCAAAAUACACUCUUAACAGGCAAGCUGCAUAAAGCUGAACGAGAGAUCAAUGCCUUGACUACUAAAGUUGAAGAACUUAGGCAUUCACACAAGUUAGAAGUAACAAACAUCAAGUUGGAAUCAGCAAGAGCUAGGAGUGAGAUAGAAAGAGAAAAGAACAAGAUUCAAAGUGAAAUGGAUGAAUUACGUUCAGAUAAUGAAAUACUUAAGACAACACUUGAGCGGCACAAAGUCCUAUUAACAGAAAAGGAUCGUGAAUUAAUACGCAAAGUACAAGCUGCAAAAGAAGAAGAAUUCCAGAAACUUGCCUUGUUACAGGAGGAAAAGUUAGAACUUGAGACUAAAUUGGCAGAACUAGAGAAAGUAAAAGUAGAGCAAGAUGCUCAGAGACAAUCAGAAAAGGACCAAUAUGCAGAGAAGCUGUCCACUAUGCAGUUAGCAGAGGAGUCUACCAAAAGGGAGAUCCAGAAUCUUAGACUAAAGCUUCAACAGCAAGCUUCAAAUGUUGAGGAGCUAGAAAGAGAGAGAAGUGAAAAUACAGAUCUAAAGCAGCGCAUCCAUGACUUGCAGCUCCAAGUGGCUUCACUUUCACAGUCAGAGAAUGACUUGGCAGAUUCCAAUCAGAAACUCAAGGAACUUCUGGAGAGAUUAAAACAUGAAUGUCGGAUUGCACGAAGUCAAGCAGAAAGGGCUCAAUUAGAUUCAGAGAAACAUUUGGAAGACAAGCGGGUAGAAUGGUUAGAAGAAAAACAUAAAUUUAUUCAACGUAUUGCAGAAAUGGAAGAAAAAUAUAAUCAGACAAAAGAAAAAUUGCACAGAGCAGCAAUUGCGCAGAAAAAAAGAAAGACACUUAAUGACAAUAAGCAGAAGAAAUUGCUGAAAAAGAUAGAGCUCUUAGAAGCCAAGACAGAAGAACUGGAAACUGAAAACCAGGUGUUAAACAGGCAGAAUGUUCCUUUUGAAGAACAUAUUCGCCUUCAGAAAAGACUAAAGGAUUUGCAGCGGAGACAUAAUGAAUUCCGCAGAUUAAUACUGUUUCCCAGCAUUCCAGUGCUGAAUCCUGUCAAUCUGUUAUCAUCAACUUUGAUUCCUGGACCAGAGGCACCAAUUUCCCUUCUGCAAGAGGAACAGCAUCAAAGAGAGGUUUCCUUGCUACGCAGGCGUCUGGAAGAACUAGAAACCACACAGAGAAAGCAGUUGCAAGAGUUUGCUUCCUCUACUGACCGUGCUCGGUCAGUAAUGAGUAAUGAUACUAACUCCGACAGAAAUAAGCUUGUUGAAGAAUAUGAACUCCCAUCUGGGGAUGCCAAAUAAAAAUUAAAGACUCGGUGUCUGAUAUUUUCAUCCUUUGUCAAACAUGCUCACACAUGGAAGUGCCUAAAUAUAUAUUUUAAUCAUUUUGUAUUCUUUUUCAUAAAAUAUUUUUUUAAGAAAUAGCAGAUAUAAUUCAAGUAAAAUUACUGUUUUGGGAAAACAUUUUAUAGUUUUAUAUUCUAAAAGAUAAUCAUGUUGCACAGAAAGCUUUUUCUAACAAGACCAUUCCUGAGCCUUAAGAAAAGACUGGCUGUUUGGAGAAAUCCCUGUUUUCCAUUUCUUCUCAGUCCUUCAUCAAUACAGGGACUUUGAGGCUGCCAUCAUACAGUUAGAAAUACUGAAACAAUUGGAAACCACCAUAUGUGGCUACUUGAAUUUCAACACUUGAUUACAAAGGCAGUGAAAUUGCAUAAUGGCAAGCCAUAUCAUUAUAUUUGCAAAGAACUUUAUUAUUUGCACUUUAAAUAAAUACUAUGGGGUAUCAAGAGAAAAAGGAAUAUUUGCUUUUACCUUUACAAAGAUAACAGUCUAUGUAUGUGGUGCAAAACCUUUUCAUUUGUGAAGUGAUCAAAUAUAUUUAUUAUAUUUUUGUA